UGCUGACAGUUAGCCACCUAGCCGAAUAUGGGAUGGAACGUUAGCUUAAUGUUAGCUUAAGUUCAAGUCUAGCAAUAAAAUGUUUAAUUAAUUUAAUAAUAUAAUUAUUCAGCGAAUGUUGUGUAAAUGAUUAUCACCCCGAGUUUUGCGCAAUAUUUUGCCGAUUUUAUUAUAUAAAUAGUUUUUUUUAUCGUUAACGUACUCAUGUUUGAGUUCUGCCAACAGAACGUUACAUAAUGAAAGACGUCGUCAACUGCAGGCAAGAAACUAGCUAACGACUGUUAUUCUAGAAGACGCUAGGCACCAGAAAACCUAACAACGGGUGAAAGCUGGGAUUGUAACUUAGCAUCUGUGGGGCUGAAAAAUCAAUACACAUUGAGGUUGAACCUAUUCCGACGAGUAUAGUAGAGAAUCGACUACCAGUGAAGUUCAAGGGAUAUUAUAGUGCUUUGACCAUGAGACGGAGCCCAAGGAGACCCCUAAUCCUCAGAAGAAGAAAAUUACCUUUCUUUCAAAAUGAGCCAAUGGCAUCCGGCACACAGGACCCGCCUGAUGCACCGGGUUCCAAAGAACCUUCAAAACCGGUUGCCUGUCAGUACUUCACGGAUGGUAUCCGCAUUAUGGAUCACCCUUCCAUGUGUGACACUCAGGUGGUUGUAAUUCCCAAAACAGCAGAUCUGCAAAGUGUCAUCGGAGCCCUCACUGCUAAAGGCAAAGAGUGUGGUCCCCAGGGCCCAAACAAGUUUAUCCUUCUGAGCGAGGACAGUGGAUCUCUUAGCCAGACUGCUGCUGAAAGGAAAUCUGGUUCCAGGAGUGCAGCUGGACCGCCAGUGAGAGGAGGACCCAUCUCUCCUGAAGCUAAACUACUCACUGGAAUCAAACCAUUAAGUAAGGAUGCAAAUUGCAGCCUUUUAGAUGACAGCCUCACCAAUAUCCAGUGGCUGGGCAAAAUGAACACAUGUGCCUUAGAACCACAUCCUGCAGUGCAGAUGAGAAAUAAGGAGAACCAGAUUCAAACGUCAGAGACUUCCCAGGCUUACAAUAUGUAUACCAAAGCAGAAAUCGCCCAGCAACCGAUGUUGGAGAGGCCACCGUACUCGUACAUGGCCAUGAUCCAGUUUGCAAUAAACAGUAGGAAGAACAGGAAGAUGACGCUGAAAGAGAUUUACAUGUGGAUUGAGGACAAUUUCCCUUACUACAGAGAGGUGGCCAAACCAGGAUGGAAGAACUCCAUCCGCCACAACCUUUCUCUGCACGACAUGUUCGUUCGUGAGGCGUCCCCAGAUGGUAAAAUCUUCUUCUGGACUAUCCGUCCUGAAGCCAAUCGGUGCCUCACUCUUGAUCAGGUGUAUAAGCCUGGUUGUGACUCAAUGACAGCUCCUGCUUCUGGGCCAGUGCUUUUAUUUCCACACCAACAACAGAAGAAGAUGACUAUGGAAGCAAGAAAAACACCCACUUCUGAGAAAAGGAUGAAACCUCUUCUGCCUCGAACCGAGUCCUACUUGGUUCCCAUCCAGCUCCCCGUUGCCUCCACGGUGUAUCUGCCAACCUCGGUUGCCUCCUUUACUCCUGCUUCCUCCCAGCAGAAACAGAGCACUUCACGAGGAGCCAAAAGAGUCCGCAUAGCUCCCAAGGUGACUCAGAGCAACUUCCCAGCUGUGGCCUCAUCUCCUCAGAGGAACAAAGACCUGAAGAUGGAGGUGAAGCAAGAACCCAUAUGUGUUCCAAUUAAAUGCGAGACUCCCAAAGCCGCCCCCCCAAAGAGACAAGCCAGCAGCUCUCGUCGCAAACAGCGCCUGGUUCACUCUCUCCAUGAGGAGCCUGUCCUCCUCUGCCCCAACAAUACUUUCUUUGACUCUGGCGUGGCGUCCGAUGGGUCUGCCUUCCAGGAUGUCCGAGAUUCGGAGCUAGAUGAGCACCAGCACACUCAGAACAGCCCAGACCGGGACUUUUCCUUCAAGACCCCCAUAAAAAGUAGCAGCCACCUGACCUCCUCCACUCCGACCAAGCCACCCUUGAAUGUUGUUGUUGAGCCCUGGAAAGUGACGCCAGUGGGUAAAGGGACCCAAACUGUCCUGGAAGUCAGCCCUAUUCGCACACCCGGCGGUCCCGCAGUCACCCCCCGACACGACUACACCACCUUCAGCUUCGGCAGCACUCCCUUUAAAGACCUGCCUCUGUUCAGCUCGCCCAGGGAGCUGCUCACACACGCUCCCACCAGAGCCUCCACACCAGCAGAGUCGCCCCCCAGACACCUCCCACGCUGGGGAGCCCCCACACCGGCUAACCGCUCACUCACCGAGGGCCUCGUCCUGGACACCAUGAACGACAGCCUGAGCAAGAUCCUGGUGGACAUUAGCUUCUCAGGUCUGGAUGACGAGGACCUGGAAACCGCCAACAUCAGCUGGUCUGAGUUCCUCAACCAGUUUAAGUAGCCUGAAGGCUGAAAGUGUGACCUGGUGAAGCUGAAUGUUACAAACACUACAGGUGAGAAAGCAGACGGUAAAAUCCAAAGCAAAAGCAAACUGAUCCCUGCUGACUGUAAUCUGAUCACUUCAGGAAGUAAGUGUCAGUAUUUUUAUAAGAGUUAAUGCACUUAGUAGAGGAGUCAGUUGAUGCUGCCAUCUUUGUAGUUCUUUAAAUGGGCACUCUGUCAUUCGGAUUCUUUUAUUUGGGGUAAUUUAUUCAGGCACUUUCAUUGCCUAUGACAUCUUUUUAAUAACUUCUAACAAGGCUCACAGAGAGGUGAGGAAAGGCUUGGCCUCCUCCAGAUUUGGAUUAUUCUGGUUUGCUUUCUUUGCUUCUGCUUUCUUCUGCAUGUUUCUGGCUGCCAUGUAGAGUAAACUCAUCUUUUUAACUAACAGAGAGGCUUUAGUAACCGAGCAAAACAAAAUCACGUGGCCUCCUUUUCUGUCUCACCACUUCUCCCCGUCUGUCUUAGAAGUAUUGUAUGAGAAGAGAAAUAUUGAAGUGUAUUUGUUGAUUUGCACAUUUUUAAUAUAUGAUUUACAGUUUCCGUCGAUAAACGUUAAAGACGUGAUGUUAGCUGAUCAGCUAGCAGGUUUCCACAAUUUUCUUUCAUGGAACCAACAUAUACUAGCAGUAAAUAGCACUAACAGCAGUAGAGUUGUCUUCGUAUGCGAGUCAUAGAGAUGUCCUGCUCACUUCUAUUUUCCAGUAAAUGUGCCAGCAUCAGCGUCAGGGCACUUUCUACUUACAGGAAAUCUUUUUAAAGCAGCAACUGGGAAGUGAAGAACAUACAGGAUAUUUUCUAUUUGACUGGCACCGCUGGUCUUAACGCUCACUGAGAAUACAGAUCUUUUUUUUUUUUUUUUUUUUUUGCCAUGAAGCACGAGCAGGGAAAACGUCUGAUUCUCAGCUUGUUUUUGUGCAGCAGCUUCGUCUGACGACGCUGUGAUAAUGUGUGGCUUCAAUAAGUUCGGUGACAUUUUCAAUCGUGCAUAAGAGGAUCUGUGCUGGAAGUUUGUGAUGGUAACGGAUGACCAUGUUUCCAGCUGUUUACAAGCUUCCACUCGUUCUGUUUCCUGAAGUUGUCACAGGGACAAAAUAUUUCUAGUUCCACAUUAAACAUCAGGACCUUAUGCAGUCAUGCUUUGACAAAAAUCCAUUUCAGGCUGAUUUACUCAGAUUACAUUGAAACUGUGGUGAAGAAAAGAUGAUGUGCAUCUUCUUCCUCAGUGUUGAGCUUCCUGUGUUUUGUAUCUGGAAAACUGCACAGCAUGACUGUUCAUUUCUAUUUAUGUUUGAAUACAAGUCUAAACAAUUAAAAGAUUAUUCUUGA
Molecule: messenger RNA, 3802 nt
Organism: Melanotaenia boesemani (Boeseman's rainbowfish)
Lineage: Eukaryota; Metazoa; Chordata; Actinopteri; Atheriniformes; Melanotaeniidae
Gene: foxm1
Product: forkhead box M1
Exons: 9
Coding region: 456-2435 (659 amino acids)
Biological process (GO): G2/M transition of mitotic cell cycle; regulation of DNA-templated transcription
Molecular function (GO): sequence-specific DNA binding; DNA-binding transcription factor activity
Source: RefSeq, a predicted model, not a curated record